AGAGAUGGCCGCCGCGCACGGCCCCGCCCGCUACUCUUCUCCCUCGCAACGGAUUCUGCCCUCAAACGGGAAACAAGAUGGCGGCGGCGGGCCCGAGUACUCGGGCCUCUUCCGCGGCGGCCGCGGCAGCCCUGAGUCGGCGAGGCCGGCGGGGCCGCUGUGACGAGACGUCGGCAGCGAAGACUGGGGCCCCGGGCCCGGCUCCCGGCCCUGCGCUGUUGGUGUUGCCGCCGCCGCCGCUGCUGCAACCGCCACCAGCGGCGCGGCGGGAAGAGUCGGGCUGUGCCGGGUGCCUGGAGACCCCGGUGGAAGCGGCGGCCCUGCCGUGCGGCCACUCGUUGUGCCGAGGCUGCGCCCAACGCGCCGCCGACGCGGCGGGCCCGGGUUGUCCGCGCUGCCGCGCCCGCGGCCCUGGCUGGGCCCGCCGUCGGGCCCGCGACGACGGCCAGGCCGACGCGGAGGUGCCGGGCGAGCGCGCCCGCCGCGGCCAGCCGGAGCGCUGCCGCCCGCGCCGGGACGGGGGCGCGGCCGCCGCGAGGCCCAGGCCGGAGCUGGAGGCGCGCGCCGCGCCCGCGGAACCAGAGUUUAUAUUCAGAGCUCCAAUCAAAUUAAGCAAGCCUGGGGAACUUCGCGAGGAAUAUGAAAGCCUGAGAAAGCUGAGAGAAGAAAAGUUACAGGAGGAAAAAACCUCUGAAGAUCAAAUCCACAAACUGUUAGCAGAGGAUACAGAAACAGGGAAGAAGAAAAUGGACGAGCAGAGAAAAAGAGAUGAGCCGUCAGUCCUGAAAGCAAACCCGGAGCGGUGUCCUGCGCGCCUCUCAGACUCAGAGAAUGAAGAACCUUCUCGUGGCCACUUGACCCAGACGCAUCGCUCGGCAUUUGUUUCCAAGACCAACUCCUACUCCUUAGCUUUCCUGGCAGGAAAGCUGAGCUGUAAGGUGGAGAGGAGCCAGAGCUGCAGCGACGCGGCUCAAGACAGAGUGAAAGGCAGGCUCCGAGCAGCCCCGGCCAGCAAGGCCAAGGUCACAACCAUAACUCCAGCUUCCAACCCCAUCAUUGGCGUCCUCCUGUCCACCCAGAACAACCGCUGCCUCUCGGCGCCUGACCUGACCAUUGAAAAGCGCCUGCCCUUCAGCGCGCUCUCCUCCGCGGCCCCCCCGCAGAAGCCGGAGCGCUCCGUCAGCCCCGAGAGCAAUGACAGCAUCUCCGAGGAGCUGAACCACUUCAAGCCCAUCGUGUGCUCCCCGUGCACUCCUCCCAAGAGACUGCCUGACGGCCGCGUGCUCAGCCCGCUCAUCAUCAAAUCGACACCUCGCAACCUCAACAGAAGCCUGCAGAAGCAGACCUCUUAUGAGGCCAGCCCGCGGAUCCUCAAGAAGUGGGAACAGAUCUUUCAGGAGCGGCAGAUCAAAAAGACCCUUUCCAAAGCCACUCUCACCUCCCUGGCUCCGGAGACAGGGGAAGACUUACUGGGCUCGGAAGGUAUCCACUGCAGCAAGGAGAAGCCGCUUCCGGCUGUGCGUGCCAGACCGUCCCCGGGGCAGGUGUCUCCCGAGCGCCCCGGACCCGCCUCCGGGGACCUGGAGGACUUCCCCUGUGUUGGCCAAACAAAAGCAGAACAGGGCAGUGCCUGUCAGAGGAGCACUGAGCCCUUGGUGGGAACCUCCUCCUGUUCCUCGGAACAUAGAGGGGCAGCCAGUGGGACUUCUCUGGACAGGGAGCAGUUCGAAGGGACAGGGGCGACCCCCGAAGCCAAAGUAGACCAAACCUGCAGAAGCACAGCCCCUAGAGCCUCGGCAGUGAACUCGGUGCUGCACAGAAGCAGUGCUUUGGGUGGGGUCCUCAAAACAAAGCAGCAGCUGAAGCCCCUGAAGCCUUCCGACCUGGCCAACGGCGUCCUGGCGGACAGCCUGGGCCAGGAGCCUCUUCCUCCCUUGCGUCGGGGCCGGAAAAGACACUGCAAGACCAAGCACCUGGAACAAAACGGCUCCCUUAAGAAACUGCGAGCAGCCGGCGGGGAGGUGGGCCUGGCCCCCGCAGAGCCCGUGCUGCGGGAGCUGGAGCAGAGAGCGCGGCAGGAGGAGGAGGACCGGCGGCUGGCUCUGCGGCUGCAGCGUGUCUUCGACGGCGAGCGCCGGGCCGUGAGCCGGCGGAAGGGCAGCGUCGACCAGUAUCUCCUGCGCUCCAGCAACGUGGCUGGGGCCAAGUAGCCCUCCGUGAGCAGCGUUCUCCAGUUCAGAGCUCUCCGCCAGAGCCGAGCGUUCUCACGUAGGGUUUCUCUGGAUGGCCAAGCGCUGUGUGAGUGGUUCUGAGCAGCUCCGGGGCCUCUGGAGUCCAUCCAAGGCACCUGCAUCUCUGUUCCUCCUCACCCGACCCAGAAGCGCUCCUCAGCCCGAGAGGCCACCCCCGAGGGCGCCCGGGCCACCUGCGGCAGCACCCUUGGGAUGAGAUUUGGAACGGCCUCAUUCAGGGGGCAUAAGUGCCAGCGUUAGCAGUGGUGGAAGAAAGAGGGGGGACUUUCUGAGACAAAUAGUCCUUCUGACUCCUUGAAUAGGGUGCUGUUUCAAAUCAGGUUUAUAGACGAAAAUUAACUGCAUCUUUUUCAAAGAAGUGGAAUGGCACGGUUCUUUGGCAGAUCCACGCUGAGAGGCUGUCCUGUCCCUCCUCCUCCUCCUGCCCCUUGCCACGAAUACAAGUGCCCCCUGAAGCAGCGGAGCACACGCUUCUGCAGAAGCGACUGAAUGUAGGUUUUUCGUGAAAGCACACCGUGUGGCUGACGCCGCGGGCCUGGCCUUCCCGAGACCCACCUCGGGAGCCGUGUUGCCCCGUGGCUGAGGGACGGAGGUGCGGCGCAGCCGUUCGGGUUCUCUCAGCUGCUACGUGACCGAGCCCAGCCUGCCCGCCGGGUCUCCUGACGACAAAUCCCAUGGAUUUUCUACACUGAUAGGUCUCCCAAGUGGGCUCCAGCCCAAAGGCAUGGCAGGGGCAUGUAGGGAGAGCUGGCCGGGCCCUGAACACUGACAACGCAGACUCCACGUGCAGGCAGCUGAGAUGGAUGAGACAGACAAACACAAACCGCGCCCUUCUCCCCUCCCACCACAGCUCACUGCCCUGCUUCCCACGGGGGUCCAGCCUGGGAGGCAGAUGGCAGCGGGCUUCAGUGUUGUUUUCCUUGUGGCCAACGGUUCUCUACAAUGUUGAUCCCAAAUCCUAAAAAUUCCACCUGAAGUCAGGCAAAGAACAAUGCUGAGCCUCAUACUGUGGAAACGAGGCAUCUAGCUGGAUGCAGCUGGUAAAUUGAGUCCCAUGGACCUGUGGGGUUUAUUUUCCUUAGCAGCCGACACCAUGUGUCUUUGGCAUCCCUGGUGGUGCUUGGUGCUUCUGCCCAUCUGGGCUCAUUGAGAAUAGGGAUUGAGAUGAUUUCCGGGAGUCUCAGGUGGGCUGGCAUUCCUGUGUAUAUAUGAACUGUUACGAUAAAGUCACAUGACUGGCAUUUUCCCAGGCC
Messenger RNA from Oryctolagus cuniculus (rabbit), 3505 nucleotides. RefSeq names its product ring finger protein 169 (gene RNF169). Gene Ontology annotation, biological process: double-strand break repair. The record is from RefSeq and is a predicted model, not a curated record. Gene Ontology annotation, molecular function: ubiquitin-protein transferase activity; nucleosome binding. Lineage: Eukaryota; Metazoa; Chordata; Mammalia; Lagomorpha; Leporidae. Gene Ontology annotation, cellular component: site of double-strand break; nucleus.